Molecule: messenger RNA, 480 nt
Organism: Purpureocillium lilacinum
Lineage: Eukaryota; Fungi; Ascomycota; Sordariomycetes; Hypocreales; Ophiocordycipitaceae
Source: RefSeq, a predicted model, not a curated record
AUGACCUGGCCGAGCGUACGUCAGCAAGUGUCCAGGAGCUUGACCAAGCGUGCCAGCGCAGCCCCUCGGGGGAACGGUUUAGGAGUUCAGAUGGUAGUGCAUGUUUGUUCAAGCGCUCAGGAGUCGCGGAACAGUGGUGUGAGAUAUCAUCAUGUUGAUGUCGAAGUAAACCGUGUUGGAAGGCACGAGAGAGUGCAGACUUACCGUUGCAGAGGCUCUGGAGCAGCGAUCCGGGGGUAUGACCCAGCCAGCAAGAGAGAGAGGAAUAUUCGGCAGCUCUUGAUGCAAGCCGAAACUGCACUUGCUGCCUCAUCCCCGCUGGCGAAUGCCAACCGCACUUCUUGCGUUCGUGCUGGCGAGCGCGACGACAAUGCAGAACGUCAUGCGCUGAGAUCUGGAGAGGAAGAAGGAGGAAAAUUGCACGAUGUUUACUGCACGAAUUCCAGGUUUUGUGGUGCACCCAAAAAAAAAAAACCUUAG